UGCUUAUUUUGGAUCAGUUUUGUGUUGGUGUAAUUGGUGCUAGGUAGAAGACAUCGUGCAGAUAUUUGUUAUUGACUCUCUCUGCAGUGAACAAAAGCAGAGGUGUUUUAAUGAUGGCUCUGCUGCUGCUCAGCCUGAUCAUAGCUCUGCUGUCUGCAAAACCAAAACAGGAGGGGAAGGCGCUCUUGAGAUAAGGCCUUGUGUCUGGAUGCUGGUUACUUUGUCCCCUUUUGUGCUGUCGGGAGUGAGCAACGGGAAUGCCCAUGUGCUUGUAGGCAUCAGGUCUGUACAGUGUGACCAUGCUCUGCUGUCAUUGUGCAUGUAUCUUUGCUCACACGAGUGCACUGGACCUGAGUUGUCCAGCUCUGCACAUCACAGAAAACAUGCAAAGAAAGAAGAGCAGAGAGACAGCAGGUGUGGUUGCUCCUUUGAUGCAAGUUGUUUUGGUCCUUUUGGUCCUUCCAAAGAGGAAGAAGCUUUUUGGCCCACUUGGUGUGUCGUUGUUGGGCUGUCAGGCCUGCUGCUCAGAGCUGCUGGCCCCUUGGUUUAACUACAACCAUCAAAUGGAGCUUGGGAAGGUGGAAUGGGUUGAGAAUGGGUUUGUGUGCUCUAAAAGUGCCAAUAAGGUUUCUGUUCUAAAAUGUUUUCUCCUACUUUUUCCCUUCUUGCUCUGUGUGUUUUGGGUUGGCAUUUCUUACGUGUUUGUUUUUUUUCUGCUCCCACGGACUGGGCAGCACAGAGGUGAGCAGGUUCAGAAGCAACCCUGUCCUUCCUUACCUGUAGAGCACCUCCAAGGCCGUAAGGUACGUUCCUCAUUUGUCUGUCUUGUGUGUCUCUUGGGGAUGAACAACUGUUACUCCACCAGCUGGGCCUUGGGCAAGCUGCGGUGUUUCGUUCUGAUGUGGACAGGAUGAGGAGGUAAUGGAAAUUAUGGUUUAAAAUAUCCUGUAGUUGUCUAGCAAAUUCUCUCUGGAGAGCUCCAGCAUUAGCUGGCUUACCCAGUGAUCCUUAUGGCAAUGAACUGUGGUGUCUGCACAGCAGAGGAACAGGUUGGAGGCGUUUGGCCUCUUGUUCUGUGUGAGCGGGCUGCAAGAGCUGGUGAGGAAUUCCAUUCUUUCUGAACACCGGUGUAAGAUAAAAAUAAGACAAUGAAAAGGUUCUUGGGUUCUCACAUAUUGCUUCUAAAUGUUUUAUGUGGACAGUUUGUGGGACUGUUUGGAAUUUAGGACAAGCACAAGUCUUGCAAACAAAAAUGUGUUCCAAACAUGCAAAUUAUGCACUAGUAAAGCACUGUUUCUAAAUAGCCACAUCAGGUGCAAAUAUUAUUUGCGUGGUAGGUAGAAUAUACAUUAAUCCGUCUGUUUCUUCUUGGGUUUCCUGUUUUGUUUCCUCUCUUUAGGUGUGUUUUAUAAAAUGUAUUUUCAGCACAAAUCUGCUGUCAUUAAUCUCAGCUGAAUUUUAUUGAGCGGCUGAAUUGAGGACAAAGAAUGUAUCAGCAGAGCUUCAGUGUACGCACACCUUCCCCAGCUGCAGUGUGGAUUCCAUGAGUCUGAAACUGAUGAAAUGGAUGAAAAAAAAGCACAAAAUUGAUUUGAAAAGGCAGAGAGGACAGCUGUCUCACUUUUCUGUUACAUGCAGGUGAACUGUUGAGCCUUCCCCUGAGCACUGUUUGCUUAAUGACUAAAGGGAAAGCACUUCAUGUCACUCUAAAAAGUAAAUACCUGAAGUUAUGGAUUAACCCAAGUUCCAGCAGAGCUCAUGGCGGAAGAAUAAAUCACGCUGAUUGACACGGAAUAAAGCAGGGACAUCUGCUGCAACAUGUGGAAGCUCAUCACCAUAGGGGUGCUGCUGGCCGCCUGCUCCUCACCAGUGUGCCAUACCUCAAUAUUUUACAGCUACAAGGAUGCGAACCAAGUCCUGAAAAUCCAGAAGCGGGCCAACUCUUUCCUGGAGGAGAUGAAGCCAGGCUCUCUGGAGCGCGAGUGCAAAGAAGAGACGUGCAACUUUGAGGAGGCCAGUGAGAUAUUUGAAACCAAAGAAGCCACGCUGGACUUUUGGAGCAAGUAUGUAGAUGGAGAUCAGUGUGCCCAGAAGCCUUGUUCCAAUGGGAACUGCAAGGACAAUAUCGGAUCAUAUUCCUGCAUCUGUGACAAAGGCUGGGAGGGAGCUCAGUGCAAUUAUGAGGUCAAAUACAAUAACUGUUCUGUGGAUAAUGGAGGAUGUGAACAUUUCUGCAAGGAAGACCCUGCCAAGCAGUGCCGCUACUGCAGCUGUGCAUCUGGCUAUCAGCUGAUGAACGACCACAACAUGUGCAAGCCUGUAGUGGAGUUCCCCUGUGGACGAGUGAAAAUGGACUACAUCGAAGGCAAAGCAGAAUUCAAUAUUCGGCUUAUUGGGGGAAAUUCAGGAGGAAGGGGUUUUAGCCCUUGGCAGGUUAUGCUGCAAAGCGUGAAAGGGAAAUUUUUGUGUGGGGGUGUUCUCAUCCAUCCGUCUUGGGUCCUAACAGCAGCACACUGUGUUGAGGCAGGAGAGACUCUCAAAGUAAGACUUGGUAAAUUCCACCGUCUCCGUACUGAGGCCAAUGAGCAAACCAUUUGGGUUGAUAAAUACGUGCGCCAUGAAAAUUACACCAAGCUGACCUCCGACAAUGACAUAGCCAUGCUGCACUUGGCCGAGCCCGUCAUGUAUAACAAAUACGCGCUGCCCAUUUGCCUUCCCACCCGGGACCUGGCAGAGCAUGAGCUGACAACAAAGGGGAGGCAGAUGCUGGUGACUGGCUGGGGCAGCACAAGCGAUGAAAUGAGGAAUUACUCUGCUCUCCUCAGCUACAUCGAAAUCCCCAUUGUUCCCAAGAAUGAGUGUGCCCAAGUGAUGACAAACGCAAUCUCUGACAACAUGCUGUGUGCGGGGAGCUUAGAGGACAGGAAGGAUUCCUGCAGUGGGGACAGUGGAGGCCCUAUGGCCACUAAAUAUAAGGAUACUUGGUUUUUGGUAGGACUGGUGAGCUGGGGAGAAGGCUGUGGAAGAAAGGAGAAAUUUGGAGUCUACACCAAAGUUAGUCAGUACCUGGAAUGGAUCCAGCACCACAUGAAGAAGAUGUCAGCUUCUUGGAGGGGUUGAUUCUGAUGCUUUGAGCCUGGAAUACUGUGGCUAUGUGCUAUGCUAGUGACAGUAGAAGGUGUAAUGUACUGUCGCAUCUACAAUAUUAAAUGUUGAGUAUCUGUUAA
This is a messenger RNA of Numida meleagris (helmeted guineafowl), 3227 nucleotides long. Its product is annotated as vitamin K-dependent protein C-like. Gene Ontology annotation, molecular function: serine-type endopeptidase activity; calcium ion binding. The transcript has 9 exons. The coding region runs from base 1819 to 3120 and encodes 433 amino acids. Gene Ontology annotation, cellular component: extracellular region. The record is from RefSeq and is a predicted model, not a curated record. Gene Ontology annotation, biological process: proteolysis; blood coagulation. NCBI's taxonomy places the organism in Eukaryota, Metazoa, Chordata, Aves, Galliformes, Numididae.